Messenger RNA from Parastagonospora nodorum SN15, 213 nucleotides. RefSeq lists its product as hypothetical. The record is from RefSeq and is a predicted model, not a curated record. Lineage: Eukaryota; Fungi; Ascomycota; Dothideomycetes; Pleosporales; Phaeosphaeriaceae. The transcript is spliced from 2 exons. The coding region runs from base 1 to 213 and encodes 70 amino acids.
AUGCCCACCCAGCUCCGACAAACUAUCCUUCUUUCACUCCUCCUCCCCCUCAAUCCACUCUUCACCAACCAAACCACCACAGCCGCCUUUCCGGGUCGCUCGUCCAUUCAAACAGCGUCCACGUCAACUACGCAGAGAAACGAUUGUGAGAGUCGCAUGGUAAAACAAAUAAAUGGUGUGCAGAAAGAUGAUGAUGUUGCUGCUCUGGUGUGA